AUGGAAGAAAAGGGAGCAGAGAAUGGAGUGGCGGCCAUGGCAGCCUGCUACCAGGGAUUUGAUCCUGCAGCGUAUCUGCAGUAUAACUACACUCCACCACGGGCUGAUUUUGAAAGAAAGGACAGCAUUGUGCCCUGGAAACUGGCAUGCCUGCAUAAGGCUUUCACUGAAGGCGAUGUGAGUGGUGAGCUGCUGGUGGACAUAGGUUCGGGUCCCACCUUGUACCAGGUGAUGAGUGGCUGUGAGGUUUUCAACAAGGUGCUCCUCACAGAUUUCCUGGAGGUCAACAGGCAGGAACUGAGGCGCUGGCUCCAGGACGAGGGAGGCUGCAGCCUGGACUGGACACCAUUCCUGCAGCACGUCUGCAAGCUGGAGGGACGACGGCCCUCAGCAUGGACCGAGAAGGCUGCCAAGCUACGUCAGGUCAUCAUGGACAUUGUCACCAUUGACGUGCACUGCCCUCAGCCUCUGGCCCUUGAUGCCCUUCCUUCAGCAGGGGCCGACUGUCUCGUGUCCUGCUUCUGUCUGGAGAGUGUCAGCCCUGACCUGGCUGCCUUCACCAGGGCCCUGGGCCACAUUGGGAGGCUCCUGCGGCCUGGUGGUCACCUCCUGCUCAUCGGAGCUCUGGGAGAGAGUUACUAUUUUGGGGGGCCUGGGGUAAAGAUCCCUGUGGUCCCACUAAAUGAGGCCCAGGUCUGUGCUAGUUUGAAGGAGAGUGGUUACACCCUGAUCAGGCUGGAGGUUUACACAUUGCCUCAGGACAUGAGGGUGGGGGUUGAUGACGUGUCUGGGGUGUUUUUUGUAAAGGCGAUGAAGGAGUAA
Perca fluviatilis (European perch) is the source of this 822-nucleotide messenger RNA. RefSeq names its product phenylethanolamine N-methyltransferase-like. The transcript has 3 exons. The coding region runs from base 1 to 822 and encodes 273 amino acids. NCBI's taxonomy places the organism in Eukaryota, Metazoa, Chordata, Actinopteri, Perciformes, Percidae. The record is from RefSeq and is a predicted model, not a curated record. Gene Ontology annotation, molecular function: phenylethanolamine N-methyltransferase activity. Gene Ontology annotation, cellular component: cytosol.